AUGCUGUUCAUCACGUCUACCGUGGUGGAGCUUGCUCUGACAGGAGAACUUCCCUUUAAGCUGCAGACGGCAGUGCGCGCCUAUGUGUAUAGGCGCAUAUGCAUCAUCCGUCAGGCACGGGAGGGCGCCGGAGCGGGAGGCGUCGAGAGCUUCGAGCUUCGGGCCCGGCGACUAGUGUGGGCGCGGUGGCGUGUGGAGCUAUGUUCACACGCCGGCGAGCGCGCCGCCGGGGCUCUCCUGCCGCACUUCAACACGUGGCGGGAGAGACCGUUCGGCAAGCUCACCUACCGUGCGACCCAGGUGAUGACCGGGCAUGGCUGCUUCGGUGUCUACCUGUGUCGCAUCGGUCGGGAGGCGACGACGGUGUGCCACCAUUGUGGCGCGGAAGAGGACUCGGCGGAGCACACGCUAGAGGAAUGCCCUGUCUUUGCAGUGCUGCGCCGAGUCCUAGUACCGAAUAUUGGGAUGCAUGACAUCUCGCUCUCCAGCGUAGUUGGGGCGAUGCUGGAAGGCGGUGGUCUCCUUCUGCGAGCAGGUCAUGUCGCAGAGGGCGGCCGCCGAAUGGGAUCGGGAGCGUACCUAUCCCGCCCGUCGUACCUGGGGGCGGUGUAUGCAUACGCGCCGAGAGCUGCCGAGUAG
Messenger RNA from Megalopta genalis, 639 nucleotides. The record is from RefSeq and is a predicted model, not a curated record. NCBI's taxonomy places the organism in Eukaryota, Metazoa, Arthropoda, Insecta, Hymenoptera, Halictidae.